AUGUCUACAGGUAGAAGUUGUGUGAACUCGGAGAUCCCUCUGCGUGAGGACACUCUACGCCUGGCUAGGGAAGCCCGGUGUGAUCAAGGUACGCACGAAGUGGAGGUGAGCUUUAACGCCGAGUCGGACCUUCAUCACGCCCUCAUCAUGUGUGACAAAAACCCUGGACACCACAACUACACACCUGUCCGCGAGAUCUCCCUGGAUAAGUUCCCCGAAUGUGUGCAGGAUAUAGAAGUUCUGGAGUUUAUCAAAAUAAAAGCUCAGGAAACAGUCCGCCUGACCUGCAACGUCACCAGUCUGGCCAGACCGGAGGGCUAUACUUUCCAUAACUACAGGGGCAGCUCCAUGAUGAGAUGUGGUAGUGGUCGAGUCUGGGGCGUGUUUAAGGACCGCAUUCGAACAGACAUCCCUUGUCCGUUUGGUGACUGCCAGGAGACUAAGGGUCCUCACACCGUGUCUGGCUACAUCAAAGUACACACAGCCAUGCAUGUUAUCUUUGAUGAUGCUGAAGCACAAAGCACACUUGUGGACUUUUUCUACGAUAUACCCAAUGAUCGGUCGUCAGUGGUCACUGCACGAGGUGUCCAGGUGGUCAAGAGUGAUGUUCAAGGUGACUAUUGCAUCAUAGACUGUGUGACACAUGACCCAGACCUGUGUACAACCAUGGACUUCAUCAGACAGCAGUGGACAUCCAGAUGGCCACAGGUGGAGAAAGUUCUCUAUGGCAACAACGUGUCAGUGGCCAUUUCCCACCCGCAUGGUUGUUCUAAACAGUUCAGCAUUGGGACUUUGAUUCAGAGAGAGUUCAAGAAAGUAGGUUCGGACCAGUGCUGGUACAAGUACACAUACAAGGCAGCCACGUGUCCAGGAUGUUCUGGGGCUCCUGUCUGGGUCUCUGGAGGUGAUGGUCUGCCUUCUUCCUACGCGCCCCAUAGCGGACAUGAGGGCAACGCGGUCAACCGGUCAACCGUCUGGUUUUUGUGGAAAAGUGGCCAGGAGCAGAUAUGA
Candidula unifasciata is the source of this 1011-nucleotide messenger RNA. The record is from the annotation of a GenBank genome assembly. NCBI's taxonomy places the organism in Eukaryota, Metazoa, Mollusca, Gastropoda, Stylommatophora, Geomitridae.